This is a messenger RNA of Cryphonectria parasitica EP155, 595 nucleotides long. Its product is annotated as Clavaminate synthase-like protein. The coding region runs from base 59 to 514 and encodes 151 amino acids. The record is from RefSeq and is a predicted model, not a curated record. The transcript has 2 exons. Gene Ontology annotation, molecular function: dioxygenase activity. NCBI's taxonomy places the organism in Eukaryota, Fungi, Ascomycota, Sordariomycetes, Diaporthales, Cryphonectriaceae.
CCAGCACUUUACGUUUCCAAUCACCGGCAUGAGAGCGCUAUAUUAUCCGCCCACACCGAUGGACGAGGAGUCGACCAGUGUUGGCCUUGGCGCCCAUGCUGACUUUUCAUGGCUGACGCUGGUCCUGCAAGACUCUGUGCCUGCUCUGGAGGUCCUCAACCAAGACGGUCUGUGGGUCGAUGCGCCUCCCCAGCCAGGCACAUUUGUUUGUAAUGUCGGCCAGUACCUAGAACGGCAAUCGAACGGCAAGUUUCCAGCCACCGUCCAUCGGGUUCGCAAUCGCACGGGAAAUCAGCGCUAUUCUCUGCCGUUUUUCCUGACUAUGGAUCCGGAUGUUGACUUGGAAGUGCUCGACUGCUGUGUCGACCCCGGGGAGAAACCCCGCUUCGAGAGUAUCAAUGUUGGAGAUCUCUAUAUCAGGAGAGUAUUGCCGGCUAGGAGGAAGCAUCCUACGAGUAUCAAGUUCAGUGGGGUGCCACAGGAAGAGCUGAAGUAUGAGAUGCUUUUGAGUUAAACAGGUUGGCAAUGGUUAUACUUAUUUGCAAUCAUGGUCUGGUCUUACAUGCCUUGGCGCUCUCGCAUAGAUCAAUAUCAU